Messenger RNA from Colletotrichum orchidophilum, 1077 nucleotides. Its product is annotated as glutathione S-transferase. The record is from RefSeq and is a predicted model, not a curated record. Bases 1 to 1077 code for a protein of 358 amino acids. The transcript is spliced from 2 exons. Lineage: Eukaryota; Fungi; Ascomycota; Sordariomycetes; Glomerellales; Glomerellaceae.
AUGGCUUCAUCCGACGAGGAUAGGAAGAUCGUGCUGUACCACUACUCCGCCUCGCCGUACGCCAGGCGGAUCGUGUGGUACCUAGCUCUCAGAGGCAUUCCCUAUGUGCAGUGUAUUCAACCACCAGUCCUCCCCCGACCAGACGUCGCAAAACUGGGCAUCACUUAUCGCCGGAUCCCGAUCCUCGCCAUCGGCCGCGACAUCUACCUAGACACGCGCCUCAUGCUCCGAAAGCUCGAACAGCUGUACCCCUCGCGGCCCCGCCUCGGUGCUACUGCCACUGCCACAGGCACGGCUAGCAGCAACCCGGAGCACGCAGCCGUCGAGCGCCUCCUCGAGGCUCUCAUAAUCGACUCCGUCUUCUCCAACGCAAUCAACGUCUUGCCCACGAGCCUGCCCAUGCUAAAGGACCCGAAACGCACCUGGAUAAAGGACCGCGAGGAUUUCGUCGGCGGCAAGCUCUCCCCGGAGACUAUGGAGCGCGGGAGACCGAAUGCCGUCAACGAGAUCCGCCGCACGGUUGCGCUGCUCGAGACGACGCUGCUCGCCGACGGGCGGGAUUGGCUCAUCGGGACGCCAGGUCCAUCGCUCGCGGAUAUCGAGGCCGUGUGGUUGCCGCACUGGCUGUCCGGUCUUCCCGGUGCGCUGCCGGAGGAGCACAUUUCAAAGGAGCAAUUCCCCAAGGUCUUUGCCUGGAUGGAGCGGUUCCAACAGGUCACUGUAAAAGCCAAGAAGGCGGCGGCGGCGGACAAGGGCAAGGUCGCGACAGUGUCGGGCGACGAAGCGGCGGAAAUUGUCGUCUCGUCGCCGUACAACGAGCCCGAGGGCCGGGUCGACGCCAAGGAUUUACUUGUUAUUGAGCAGGGGCUCAGAGCAGGCGACGAGGUCAUUGUGUGGCCCGUUGAUACGGGCGCCUCGCACAAGGACACCGGGAAGCUCCUGAGCCUCGAUGGGGACGAAAUCGUUUUUGAGGUCCAGGGACCCAAGGGGUCGGCGAGGGUUCACGCGCCGAGGCAUGGCUUCCGGCUGGAGAAGCUGGAAAGGUAUCAGGCGCGCACCGGCGCCGCGAAGCUGUGA